AUGAGUUUAAAGUUUGGAAGGUUAACCGCAGUGGUUAUAUCUUCACCAGAAGCAGCCGAAGAGGCACUCAAAACACACGACCAUGUCUUGUCUGCUCGAACCUUUAACGAUCCGGUUCGAGCCUUUGAUCACCAUAAACAUUCCGUUGUCUGGAUUCCUGCGUCGGCUCGUUGGAGGUUUCUGAAGAAGAUAAUAGUGCAAAAUUUGUUAUCGCCGCAAAACCUAGACGGGAUUCAAUCUAUAAGAACGAGAAAGGUGGAGGAACUUGUGAGCUUAGCACACAAAUUUUGCGAGAGAGGAGAGGCUAUUGACAUGGCUCGUGCUUCCUUCGUCACAUCUUUCAAUAUAAUCUCAAAUGCUUUGUUUUCCGUUGAUUUGGCCACGUAUAACUCUACCUCGUCGUCUUUCGAGUUCCACAAAACGGUGUUUCACCUUUUGGAGAUCUAUGGGAAACCCAACGCAGGAGACGUUUUCCGGUUUCUGAGGUUUCUUGACUUACAAGGUAGCCGAAAAGAGGCAACACUCUGCAUAGAGAGGCUGUUUAGGGUUUUCCAAAAAUUUAUUGAUGAUCGUGUGGCCAAAAGAUUGUCUCAAACAGAGGCUUCAAGUAUCGAUAUGUUAGAUGCUCUUCUCGAUAUUACAGAGCAAAACGAAGAAGAGUUCACCAUGAAUGAUAUGAAACACAUGUUUCUCGAUUUGUUUGUUGCGGGCACCGAUACAAACUCUAGUACAAUGGAGUGGGCAAUGUCGGAGUUACUCCGUAACCCGGAGAAGAUGGUCAGAGCUCAGAGUGAGAUACGGCAAGUGAUAGGUGAAAACGGUAAGGUUCAAGAAUCUGAUAUCCCGAAGCUGCCUUACUUGCUAGCAAUUGUGAAAGAGACUCUUCGUUUGCAUCCUCCAGCUCCUUUGAUCCCUCGAAAAUCUGAAUCUGAUGUCCAUUUAUGUGGGUUCCUCGUUCCAAAGAACACUCAGGUUUUCGUGAACCUAUGGGCGAUGGGACGAGACUCGAACGUGUGGGAGAAUCCAAUGAAGUUCGAACCAGAGAGGUUUUUGCUACGAGAAAUCGAUGUAAAAGGCAAAGAUUUCGAGCUGAUACCGUUUGGAUCAGGAAGAAGGAUGUGUCCGGGAAUCUCAAUGUCAUUGAAGACAACGCCUAUGGUGCUUGCCUCUCUUCUCUAUUCCUUUGACUGGAAACUUCAAGACGGUGUUUUCCCAGGAAACAUGGACAUGAGUGAAGUCUUUGGUCUUACUUUACAUAAAGCCAAACCUCUCUAUGCUGUACCCAUCAAGAAACCUACUACAUCAUCGUCUUAGUACUUUCCAUACUAUUUAUUUUUCUUUAUAAUAAGAUGACUUCUCUUAGUGGAUCACAUUUGAUGUACU
Messenger RNA from Eruca vesicaria subsp. sativa (arugula), 1383 nucleotides. Lineage: Eukaryota; Viridiplantae; Streptophyta; Magnoliopsida; Brassicales; Brassicaceae. The record is from the annotation of a GenBank genome assembly.